GUGAGUGACAAGUAUUUCCAGGAAAAAUUAUUCAAUUAUUAAGAUAGGCGCUAGUUAUCAGAUGCAACUUGCCAGGUGUAGCCAUAUCUUUAAACAUAUACUCUAUUUAUUAUAUUUUAUAUACUUUCUCAAUUAAAUAUGGAUAACUAUUUAACGAACCACGAUAACGAACGAGAGGCGCCAAAAUAUCAGAACACUUAUCGUCUGAAUGCUUACAAUCCUUUUAAAAUAGAUCCAGUGGAUAAGAUUGUAAAGACGAUAAUGAUAUCUAAAUUAGAAGAUAUCUCUUAUAAUGCUGUGGAGUGUCUGAAGCUUUGUGAGUUAGUAGCCACUGAAAUUAGAGAAAAAAUUAAAACCUUGAAAUUCGAUAGAUAUAAAAUCGUAGUCAAUGUGACCAUCAUAGAGAAAGCAAAUCAAUCUAUACAAUCAUCUAUAGGCUUUCUUUGGGACGCUGGUAAAGACAAUUACUCCACAUUUACAUACGGAGCUCGAACUUUUCAUGCCUAUUGUUGUGUAUUUGGUCUUUAUUGUGAAUAAGUGGAACUAUCACCUUCUUAGUAAUUUUUCGCUCUUAUUGCCUACCAAACUACGUACAGUCGGUCUCGAAAAUAUUCGGACACUACCAUAACUUUGACUUCUAUGUUUUAUAUCUGAAACAGAUGAAGAUAAAACAACAAAAAUGUUUUACAAUAUAUAUGUCAGAAUGAAAAAACUUUUGACUUAAAACAAAAAUGAAUUGAACCAUAGAAUUAAUAAAAAGACAACAAUAAACACUAAGGAAAAAUGAUAAAUUCAGUUAAUAGAAUAAUAAAAUACAGCGUCGGUUAUUAAUAAAAGAUAAUCAACAUACUAAACUGCUUAAAACAUGUUAUUGGACAAAAGGGAUGGCACAUAAAAUAUUGAACUUUUAUAAAAGAAUUGUCAUUUUAGUUUCUUUACCUUGAGUUAUAAAGUGUCCGAAUAUUUUCGAGACUGGUUGUAUGUUAAUAUUUAUUCACGACGAAAUUAAAAUUUGAACAAUGUUCUCUUCAUUUUCAUCAGAUCAUACGUUUUCCAUGUGGUAUCGACGUCAAUGAGUGAUAGGUUUUUACCGAUAAGCGGGAAAUAGCAAGAACAUGUAGUAAUAAUAAGAAUCAACUCGUGUAUGCAUACACUGAUUUAAACACACCUUUGUUUAUCUCUACCGAUUGCGUACUCAAGAAAAUUAUUUUCAUAAUUUAUUUAAAGCUAGACACGAUAUCUUUUCUAAUUAUUAUUCGUAAUUGCCAGGUUCAAAUCAUACAAGUAUUUAUCGCAACACUACGAUCAAUAAAAUCAAAGAUUUUCAUUUACCUUGUUGCUGUUAUGGUUUUUAUGAUUCUAUAGUUUAUUGAUAUACGUAUAUCAAUAAUCAGGUGCUUUUUUAAUGUUACGUUUAUCUCGUGCGCUGUUUAUCCAAGGUAAUCUAAUCUAGUUUGAGUAAAAUAAGAUCUUUUAGCUUGAUAUGAAUUAAUAUACAACAAAUUUAACGAUUACAGUUUCUUUUUUGACAAGUAUAUUCGUUAACGAUUAAAAAUGCUAUGCUAUAAAAAUGUUCUGCUUAAUUGAAAUGCAUUCCCUUUUUAGUAUCAGAAUAUUACAGAAAUAAAAGUCAUUGAUCGUAAAUUAUUAAAACAUAAUUAUAACCGUCGAUAAUUGAUGUAAAAGAAAUGCUGUCAAUAUACGUACGUACUAUCAUAAAUUAUUAAUACAAAAUACAAAAUACAUUUAUACGGAUGAUUUUCCAUGACAUACGCA
Bombus pyrosoma is the source of this 1776-nucleotide messenger RNA. Its product is annotated as dynein light chain Tctex-type 5-like. Lineage: Eukaryota; Metazoa; Arthropoda; Insecta; Hymenoptera; Apidae. The coding region runs from base 139 to 537 and encodes 132 amino acids. The record is from RefSeq and is a predicted model, not a curated record. Gene Ontology annotation, biological process: microtubule-based movement. Gene Ontology annotation, molecular function: dynein intermediate chain binding. The transcript is spliced from 3 exons. Gene Ontology annotation, cellular component: cytoplasmic dynein complex; cytoplasm.